Messenger RNA from Myotis myotis, 3756 nucleotides. RefSeq names its product BCAS3 microtubule associated cell migration factor (gene BCAS3). Gene Ontology annotation, cellular component: cytoplasm. Gene Ontology annotation, biological process: response to starvation; autophagy. The transcript has 27 exons. Gene Ontology annotation, molecular function: protein binding. The coding region runs from base 153 to 2999 and encodes 948 amino acids. The record is from RefSeq and is a predicted model, not a curated record. Lineage: Eukaryota; Metazoa; Chordata; Mammalia; Chiroptera; Vespertilionidae.
GUAGCCGUCAAUCACGAGGGGACUCCAAACAGUGAGGCUUGAGCUGGAGAACAGCGUUUACCGGCGGGCGGCCGGUGAGAGGGCUGGCGGGGCUGUGUCUUUGGGGAGGCUUGGAGAGGACGAGGGGCAAGCCGCGUUUUGUGAAUGAAGCUAUGGCUACAGAUUCCCCGAGGAGACCCAGUCGUUGUACUGGUGGAGUUGUGGUUCGCCCUCAGGCUGCCACGGAGCAGUCCUACAUGGAAAGUGUUGUGACUUUUCUACAGGAUGUUGUGCCACAGGCUUACAGUGGGACACCUCUAACAGAAGAAAAGGAGAAAAUAGUCUGGGUCAGAUUUGAAAAUGCAGAUUUAAAUGAUACAUCAAGAAAUCUGGAAUUUCAUGAAAUACACAGCACUGGGAAUGAGCCGCCUUUGCUGAUUAUGAUUGGCUACAGUGAUGGAAUACAGGUCUGGAGCAUCCCUAUCAGUGGGGAAGCACAGGAGCUAUUCUCUGUUCGAAAUGGCCCAAUUCGGGCGGCUAGGAUCUUGCCUGCUCCACAGUUUGGUACUCAAAAGUGUGACAGCUUUGCAGAGAAAAGGCCCCUUCUUGGUGUUUGUAAGAGCACUGGAUCUUCUGGCACUAGCCCACCUUACUGUUGUGUUGAUCUGUAUUCACUUCGUACUGGGGAAAUGGUCAAGUCCAUUCAGUUUAAAACUCCUAUCUAUGAUCUUCAUUGCAAUAAGCGGAUCCUCGUCGUAGUCUUGCAGGAGAAAAUUGCUGCCUUUGAUAGCUGUACUUUCACAAAAAAGUUUUUUGUCACAAGCUGCUAUCCUUGUCCAGGGCCCAACAUGAAUCCUAUUGCUCUUGGGAGCCGCUGGCUGGCUUAUGCAGAAAACAAGUUGAUUCGAUGUCAUCAGUCCCGUGGUGGAGCCUGUGGGGACAACAAUCAGUCUUAUACUGCCACAGUCAUUAGUGCUGCUAAAACUUUGAAAACUGGCCUGACAAUAGUUGGGAAAGUGGUGACUCAGCUGACAGGCACGCUGCCUUCAGGUGUGACAGAAGAUGAUGUUGCCAUCCAUAGUAAUUCGAGGCGGAGUCCUUUGGUCCCAGGCAUCAUCACCGUAAUAGACACGGAAACAGUUGGAGAGGGCCAGGUGCUUUUGAGUGAGGAUUCUGACAGUGAUGGUAUCGUGGCCCACUUCCCGGCUCAUGAAAAACCAGUGUGCUGUAUGGCUUUUAACACAAGUGGAAUGCUUCUAGUCACAACAGAUACCCUUGGCCAUGACUUUCAUGUCUUCCAAAUUCUGACUCAUCCUUGGUCCUCAUCACAAAGUGCUGUCCAUCAUCUCUACACUCUUCACAGGGGUGAAACUGAAGCCAAAGUACAAGACAUCUGCUUCAGCCAUGACUGUCGCUGGGUUGUGGUCAGUACUCUUCGGGGGACGUCCCAUGUUUUUCCAAUCAACCCUUAUGGUGGCCAGCCUUGUGUGAGAACACAUAUGUCGCCACGAGUCGUGAAUCGUAUGAGCCGUUUCCAGAAAAGUGCUGGGCUGGAAGAGAUUGAACAAGAACUGACAUCUAAGCAAGGAGGUCGCUGUAGUCCUGUUCCGGGUCUCUCAAGCAGCCCUUCCGGAUCACCUCUGCACGGGAAACUAAACAGCCAAGACUCCUACAAUAAUUUUGCCAACAACAACCCUGGCAACCCUCGGCUCUCUCCUCUCCCCAGCUUGAUGGUUUUGACGCCUCUUGCACAAAUCAAACAGCCAAUGACAUUGGGGACCAUCACCAAACGAACAGGGCCUUAUCUGUUUGGAGCGGGGUGUUUUUCCAUAAAAGCUCCAUGCAAAGUUAAACCACCUCCACAAAUUUCUCCCAGCAAGUCGAUGGGCGGAGAAUUUUGCGUGGCUGCAGUGUUUGGGACGUCCAGGUCAUGGUUUGCAAAUAACGCCGGUCUGAAAAGAGAAAAAGAUCAGUCCAAACAAGUUGUAGUUGAAUCUCUGUACAUCAUCAGCUGCUACGGGACCUUAGUGGAGCACAUGAUAGAGCCACGGCCGCUCAGCACUGCCCCCAAGAUUAGUGAUGACACCCCACUGGAAAUGAUGACAUCACCUCGAGCCAGCUGGACUCUGGUUAGAACUCCUCAAUGGAAUGAAUUGCAGCCACCAUUUAAUGCAAACCACCCUCUGCUCCUGGCUGCAGAUGCUGUACAGUAUUACCAGUUCCUGCUUGCUGGCCUGGUUCCCCCUGGAAGUCCUGGGCCCAUUACUCGGCAUGGGUCCUAUGACAGUUUAGCUUCCGACCACAGUGGACAGGAAGACGAAGAAUGGCUUUCUCAGGUAGAGAUUGUGACGCACACUGGACCCCACAGGCGUCUGUGGAUGGGCCCACAGUUCCAGUUCAAAACCAUCCACCCCUCAGGCCAGACCACAGUCAUAUCGUCCAGUUCCUCAGUGUUGCAGUCUCACGGUCCCAGUGAUACUCCACAGCCCCUUAUGGAUUUUGAUACGGAUGAUCUUGAUCUCAACAGUCUGAGGAUCCAGCCGGUCCGCUCUGACCCAGUCAGCAUGCCAGGGUCAUCCCGUCCAGUCUCAGAUCGAAGAGGAAUUUCCACCGUGAUUGAUGCUGCCUCAGGUACCUUUGACCGGAGCGUGACCCUGCUGGAGGUGUGUGGGAGCUGGCCCGAGGGCUUCGGGCUGCGGCACAUGUCCUCCAUGGAGCACACCGAGGAGGGCCUGCGGGAGCGGCUCGCCGACGCCAUGGCCGAGUCGCCCAGCCGGGACGUGGUGGGAUCCGGAACAGACACAGCCCUUGAUGUAGCAGUAAAAACCAGCACCCCUGAGAGGCACAUGGCUGUGAAGUGUGUUGAUUCCUCAAUGCUUUUCUUUUCACAAGGGAAAAAAAAAGGAAAAAAAAAACAAUGCCAACAGCCCAGCGUCCGUGAGCAACCCAACAGUAACAAAGCAUGUGUUCGGGAUGGAGGAAGAACUUCAGCGAGAGGGAAGCAUCGAGACUCUGAGUAACAGCUCGGGUUCUACCAGCGGCAGCAUCCCAAGAAACUUUGAUGGCUACCGAUCUCCGCUGCCCACCAAUGAGAGCCAGCCCCUCAGCCUCUUCCCUACCAGCUUCUCCUAGGUACCAGCUACCUGCUUCCGACUGGCCGGCCCACUCACCUACUGGAGGAAGGAGAAGCCCCCCUCGGACUCUCCCCUUCAGUCUCUGCUCCUCUUUCACCAACCACCUUCCCCAAGCUUAGUGACAACAGCCCCCUCCCCACCCCACCCCGAGGCCGAUGGAGAAGAGACCCCUAUCCAAACCACCUCCGUGCCCUCUGACCCCGUCAGCAGGGCUGUGGCCGAAAGAGACUGCAGAAGCGCCGCCCCCUCCUGUUUGCACAUGAUGUCCGGCAUUGGAUCCGCUUUUGUAUUUUCUAACCCGGGGUGGGGGGAGCGGGGGGCCUGGGUGGGGAGAGGAUGUACGGCCUGGCCAGGCAUUUCGACCCUGACCGCCAGCCCCAGCCCGCUCCUGGCUGUGGCUUACACUGCCCAGCUUCCCUUGGUCAACUUCCCUCUGGAAUGGGGUGAAUGGAGGCCCAGAGUAUCAGGGAAGGAGAAAGGAAGGAGAAGCCCUCCUCCUCUUCCCUUUGGCUCAUGGGAAGGAUUUGUCUUUCUUGUCUAUAAGCCCUUUUACACUGGUCCUGAACUGUUCGGUGAAGGAAACGGUGGUUCCUGAGACCCUGUCAAAAGUGCACGUCUUUCCAAUAAAUCAUGCUGCAACUGG